Diaporthe batatas is the source of this 2124-nucleotide messenger RNA. RefSeq lists its product as uncharacterized. The record is from RefSeq and is a predicted model, not a curated record. Bases 1 to 2124 code for a protein of 707 amino acids. The transcript is spliced from 5 exons. NCBI's taxonomy places the organism in Eukaryota, Fungi, Ascomycota, Sordariomycetes, Diaporthales, Diaporthaceae.
AUGAGCACACAAAAGAAGCUUCCAAAUGGAACAAUGGCAGCUAAUCGUGCCAAACGGCCACAGCCCGACCGCUUUAAAGUCUCGGACAUAGUCAACAGCAGAAUCCGGGAACUCAUACCGGCCGAAAGUCAAAGUGUCUUCUGUAGGUUUCAAGGCAACUUGCGAACUUACCUCAGCCUCCAGAGCCGGGCCGUUCGAGAGAGAAAGAAAAUCUCGAAUCUUAUUAGCUUCACCUCCACCCAUAUAGGUCCAGAUGCCCUGGCGGUUCCUGCAAGUACAUAUGUCAGAGAUACUUGGGGACGGGACGGAACCACAAUUCUUCGCAUGGUAGAUGACGCCAUCAGAACUGAUCAAGUGCGAAAAGUUGAGGGCACCCUUUCCAACGGUUGCAAUGUUUCAAUCGCUGUCCAUGAGAAUCACCUCGAUCUUAUCAUCAAGGGCCCACAAAACCUAUUCUCCAAAAUCGUUGAGCAGCUAUGCUGGUUGGUAUGUGUUGCAGGCCAUAAACCAAUCACAUACUUGAGGAAGUACAUCAAGCAAACGAACCAAGGGACAACAACACGCUCAGAGGUCGAGACCAUAUACACUGAAAGGCCUAUAAUCAAUUCCAAAGACGGGUACCACGUCCAGGUCUCUUUCACUGAGGCGUCAGUCGAGGAUGCUCCGAAGGGCUCUUUGUCUGCGACACCAGGUCACUGUUGGAAGACAAUGACCGGGCUCACCAUCGUUGCACGUGGUUUUGCAAUCCCUCCCAGACCACGGCAAGGCUCGGGGCUUGAGGCUUCUCUCGCGGUCCUGCGACAGCUCUUCAGACGCGGCUUCCCCAGCACUCACCCCGUCGCGAUGGACAAGCCAAUGGCCCUGUUUCCCCCACAAGCAACCAAGAGAGUUGAACGAGCAGGCAAAGCCGCCGACGUUUACGAGCUGAGAUUAAUCAUGGCCGCAGACUGCGAGCGGCCACUGCGGGCAAAGCGAAAUGUCAUCUACUGGCAUUUUGACCCGGCAAGAAUAUGCGCGUCGGAAAAUUCAAUCCAGGAGCUGGAAGACAGCAUCACUGUUGAACCGUGGGCUGUUGAUCCGCAGUCCCGGCACUUUGUCGGAUGGAGCACAGCUGCGGGGCUAUUGGCCAUGUCGACCAAGCCUAUCCCACUUGGCGGGUUUUGCAGCCUGAGGCAUCGCGGAUACUUCGAGUUUGUCUUAACAAGCAUAGCAGUCAACCUUCGAUUACCCGGGCUCCUGUCAUUGGGGUUCAACGUUGCGGCCGAGAAAGUCGAAACCUCGGCCAUCAAAGACAAGAUGCCCGAUCGUGACACACAGCUGCAACAAAUUCGCGGCCGCAAUUUCGUCAUCUGGGAUGUAGAUCGCAAACGAGGCUGGCUACUCCGUGGUGAUGUCGUGGCACUACACGUGCUUCGCCUGUACCUCGGGCAAGCGGCGACCACAGAGGAAUUCGACUUCUCCUCUUUGAAGAUCCUCAAGGAUGUUGAAAAUGAUGCCUCCCCCGCAUACAAAGUACUUAGUUGGCUCAACGACGAAAAGUCAGCACUCAAACAAAUCUUCAAGGGACAUUCCGAUACUGAAGACGACGCGGAGAAGAAACUCAAGGAGGCACUUGGUCCAAAGCUAGACACCAUAUAUGCCCAGUUGUUGCAUAUGUCCGAUGGUUCACCACGAUUGAAUCAACACGGGGCUAGCAUCUCGGGCCCGCUUCGGACAUGGUUCAAGAAGAAAUGGAGCACUACUCUGAGAGGGUGGGAUCUCAAAGCACUCGCCAGCCUCGAUGAAGCCCACCCGCUUCCCGGCUCAUCUUGUUGUCACUUCCCAACUCUCCCUGCUGGUAAAAACUUUCUUGCUUCUAACAUGGAAACACUUGGUCGACUCGUCGAGAAGUAUGGCGGCGAUGACAAGAUGGGCGACCCGCCCGACACAACUGUGGCUAGGUUGAGCAGAUGCCACGGUUGGGAGAAGGGUCUGGAUCCGUUCGAACGCAAAUAUUGCAAAGGCGAUCACGACCAUCUGAGCACCUUGGGAACUAGUUGUUUCCCGCAUGAGGUCGGCGAGCUCGGUCGCUUCGAGGGCUACUGGAGGCUCUCAGACCCAGAGCACAUCUUCGCAACCACCUGA